This is a messenger RNA of Fraxinus pennsylvanica, 1245 nucleotides long. The record is from the annotation of a GenBank genome assembly. NCBI's taxonomy places the organism in Eukaryota, Viridiplantae, Streptophyta, Magnoliopsida, Lamiales, Oleaceae.
AUGCAGCGUGAAGUAAUGGUGAUCGAUGAACAGAUUUUAAUAGUGGGUGGUGGUAUAUCCGGUCUCUCAACGGCUUUGGGGCUUCACAGGUUGGGAAUUCGAAGCCUGGUUUUGGAAUCAUCGGACAGUUUAAGGAUCUCUGGGUUUGCUCUUACCAUGUGGAGUAAUGCCUGGAGGGCCCUUGAUGCCCUCGGCAUUGGAGAGUAUCUCAGGACUAAGUCUGUACAAAUUCAUGGGUUUCAGAUUUUUUCUCCGGAAUCAAGCCUGCCCUCUUCAGAGAAACCCCGCCAAGCAGAAGUGAAUUUGGGCAACACCGAAGUCAGAUGUGUGAAAAGGAAAGAUUUACUAGAAACCUUGGAGAAAGAACUCCCGAAAGGAACUAUUAGAUAUUCUUCCAAGCUCGUUUCCAUAGAGCAAUCAGGGAACUUCAAAUUGGUGCACCUUGCAGAUGGUUCAGUUAUCAAAACCAAGGUCUUGAUUGGAUGUGAUGGAAUCAAUUCAACGGUGGCAAAAUGGUUGGGACUUCAGAAUCCGGUUAAUGUUGGACGAUCAGCAAUUAGAGGCUUUCUUAACUACCCCAAUGGCCAUGGCUUUGAGGCGAAGUUCCACACAUAUUUUGGAGGAGGAGUCCGUUAUGGUUUUAUUCCUUGUGAUGACAAGAGCAUAUAUUGGUUUUGCACGCUUACUGCAUCGAUUUUCAAUUAUGAUGAAAAUGAGCAAAAUCCACUCAAAAUGAAGCAAUUUGUAUUAAGCAAUAUUCAGAAUGCACCAAAACGAGUAUCUGAUAUUGUAGAGAGAACCGAGCUAGAUUGCAUUUCUUAUGCUCCUCUAAAGUUCAGAUCACCAUGGAAUAUUUUACUUGGACAUAUUGUUCAAGACAAUGUUUGCGUAGUUGGCGAUGCCCUUCAUCCCAUGACACCUGAUAUUGGUCAAGGUGGGUGUUCGGCUUUAGAAGAUAGUGUCAUUCUUGCAAAAUGCCUUGCAGAAGCUUUAUUGACAAAGGCAUCUGACAACGCUGAAGAAGAUGGAGAAUAUGGGAAAAUGGAAAGGGGGCUGCAAAAGUACGCAAAAGAGAGGAGAUGGAGAAGUUUUAGUCUCAUUAGCAUGGCCUACAUUGUUGGAAUGAUACAAGAGAGCAAUGGCAAGGUGAUGAGUUUCUUGAGGAAAUCCUUUUUGUCUAAAUAUUCUGUUGGGAUUGUGACGAAAAUGGCUGAUUUUGAUUGUGGGAAGCUAAUGAUUUCUUAA